Messenger RNA from Emiliania huxleyi CCMP1516, 517 nucleotides. RefSeq lists its product as hypothetical. The record is from RefSeq and is a predicted model, not a curated record. The transcript has a single exon. NCBI's taxonomy places the organism in Eukaryota, Haptophyta, Isochrysidales, Noelaerhabdaceae. The annotation marks the transcript as partial.
AUGCCCGCUCGCUCCGCCCUCCUCGCCCUCGCCGCAGCCGCCCAAGCGUGCCCCGCGUCGGCGGUCACACUCGACGCCCGCCGCACGCUCUCCCGGGCGGAGGCGCGGCGCGUGUACGACGGCUUUGCGCGGAGAGGCCACAUCGGCGGCCGCGACGCCUCUGGCGGGUACGGCGGGCCGGCGGUCGAGGCGCUCCUCUCGAUGGCGGCCUUCGCCGACGCGGAGAGCUGCGUCGAGUUCGGCUGCGGCCAGGCCAAGCUGGCCAACCUCGUGCUCGCCGAGCACCCGUCGCUCCGCUGGAGCGCCGUCGACCAGAGCCCGGAGAUGGUCGCGCUCGCGCGCGCGGCGAUGCGGCCGCACGGGCGCCGCUUCGCCGUCGCGCUCACCGGAGGCGAGCCGGAGGCGGCCGCCGUGCCCCAGCGCGUGGACCGCUUCGUCUCGACGUACGUGCUCGACCUGCUGUCCGAGCGGGACAUGCGCGGCCUCCUCGGCCGCGGCCGCGCGCACUCCCGGACAU